AAUUCUAAGCCUAGGGUAAAGGAGAGUGACGAGUGGAACAGGAAUCGUAGCACAAAUCCAAGAGUGGGGGAGAAGAAAUCGCGAUUUGAUGGCUCCUCUGAAGAAAUUGAAGAAGACCAAGAGAAAAGCGAAGGAUUUCUCUAAAUGCGGAAAACCUUCUGUUCCCAAGCCGCAGGAAUCCCAGCAAACGGACAACGACUGGUGGUAUAGCUUCUGGCACAAGAACUCCGACUCUGGGCCAGGCGUUCCUUUAGAUGAAGAUGAAGCAUUCAAACAUUUCUUCAGGGUAUCGAAGACGACUUUCGAGUAUAUCUGUUCCAUUGUUAGGCAGGACUUAGUUUCAAGACCUCCAUCAGGACUCAUAAACAUCGAAGGUAGGCUUCUUAGCGUCGAGAAACAAGUCGCCAUUGCCAUGAGACGGUUAGCAUCUGGAGAAGCCCAAGUAUCCGUUGGAGGAGCUUUUGGUGUGGGGCAGUCCACUGUAUCUCAAGUCACAUGGAGAUUUAUAGAAUCCAUGGAAGAACGAGCUCGGCAUCAUCUCAGUUGGCCAGAAACCGAAAGAAUGGAGCAAAUAAAAUCCAAGUUCGAGACCAUAUUUGGUCUUCCCAACUGCUGUGGAGCCAUCGACGCCACCCACAUCAUUAUGACUCUUCCUGCAGUCGAAUCAUCUCAUGACUGGUGCGAUCAAGAGAGCAACUACAGCAUGUUCUUGCAAGUUAUAGUCGACCACGAGAUGCGAUUUCUCGACGUCGUCACUGGUUGGCCGGGAAGCAUGACCAUGUCUCGAUUGUUAAAGUGCUCGGGGUUUUACAAACUCUGUGAGAGUGGAAGCCGCUUGAACGGAACUGUCAAGCUCUCGGCAGAAGGAGCAGAGAUCAGAGAAUACAUCGUCGGCGAUUCAGCCUACCCUCUUCUCCCAUGGCUGAUGAUUCCGUUCGUCGGAAAAGGGGUUUCGGCUUCCAUGUCCGUGUUCAAUGAGAAGCAUAAGGCUGUGAAUUUGCUUGCAACAAGCGCUCUGUCACAGCUUAAGGGUGUUUGGAGAAUUCUCAGUAAGGUGAUGUGGAGACCAGAUAAGCAUAAAUUGCCUAGCAUAAUUCUUGUCUGUUGUUUACUGCACAACAUUAUAAUUGAUUGCGGAGAUUCGCUGCUUCCUGGUCUUAUGUUAUCAGAUCAUCAUGAUACUGGUUAUAAAGCGCAGAAUUGUCAGCAAAUGGAUUCUAAUGGACAGGCAAUGAGAGUGAGUCUCAGCAGGGACUUGCAUUUGGAUAUUUUUGAUGGUAUAACUCUUGCUAAUCAUCUCUUGCUUGGAUUCAACUCCACCAACCAUCCCUUUGUUGAUCACAGGGAUAUUUUUGAUGGUAUAAUCAUCUCUUGCAUGGAUUCAACUCCACCAACCAUAUUCUAA
This is a messenger RNA of Phalaenopsis equestris, 1405 nucleotides long. Its product is annotated as protein ANTAGONIST OF LIKE HETEROCHROMATIN PROTEIN 1. The transcript is spliced from 3 exons. Gene Ontology annotation, molecular function: chromatin binding. The coding region runs from base 89 to 1405 and encodes 438 amino acids. NCBI's taxonomy places the organism in Eukaryota, Viridiplantae, Streptophyta, Magnoliopsida, Asparagales, Orchidaceae. Gene Ontology annotation, cellular component: ESC/E(Z) complex; PRC1 complex. The record is from RefSeq and is a predicted model, not a curated record.